GUAAACGUAAAAAUAAAUCAGUAAAGCAGAGUUUGGGUCAGUGUACAGCCAUAGCUCACAUGCUGUCAAUCAAGUGUAAAGACGCAGCUGUUCUCAAUCAGGCUGUGAUCCAGACUGUAGCAGCAGGCGGAGGGCUCUUACACGGAGCAGACCCUCACUCUUUUCUUUUCUUUCUUUUUAAAUUACUAUUAAUGUUUUAAUAUCGUUCGUUGUCCUGCUAACAUGCCUUUCGUGGAGGACCCUGCUCACCUCUCCAAAGCUCGCCUCAAGUCAGAUUUAGUUGCCCACAAUGUGGCGCUGCCACCUGCAGCGAGCAAGAAGGAGGUUUAUGUGGAGCUGCACCUGAGGAACAUCGAACAGAAAAACGCUGCGGAAUUCUCCAGCGAUGACGAGGAGCAGACACAGGAGGAAGCAGUGAGUCCCUCUGAGAAUCCGUGUUUUGAAAAUGGCAGGAAUGAGGACCCAGAAGUUACACAAGUGCCAGAUCCAAGUAAAUUAACAGAUGAGUGUCUGAAGGCAGCACUGCUCAAACAUGGGGUUAAAGCCGGCCCCAUAGUAGCCUCCACCAGGGCUCUGUAUGAGAAGAAGCUCAGGAAGCUGCUGCUUCAUUCCAAUGGGGACGGUGAAUUAAACGGAGCAGAAAAAGCGGAACUGUACUCGGAUAGUGAGGAAGAGCAAGAGGAGGAGGAGGAACCAGAUGAAGAAUCAGAUUGCUCAGUUUCAGAAGAAGAACAACAAAAACCCAAAGAAACAAAGAAGAUUCAGAGUGAAAACAACAAGCUUUUUUACUUUUUACAGGCAGAGUUGAAAUUUCACAGAGGUGAUUUUUCUUACCAGCAGUGCUUUUUGCUAUCAUCAAGGCUGCGAGCUGUUCCUUCUAGAAAUGGGAAACCUUGUUCCAAGAGGCAUUCAAAGAAUGUGUUAAAGUCAUCAGAGCGCUCUCAGUCCAGCUGCUCACAGAUUCUUGCAGGAAUUAGCAAACCAUCUGCUACAGGUCAACACUCUGGAUUAAGAUCAGCGGUCCCGCCUGCUUCCAAAACAAUGGUCUCUAAUGACUGCUCUUCAGUUUCCUCUAAGACCUUCAGUAUCACCCAAAUGGUUCAAGAGAUGGAGAGUCGGAGCGCGGUCUCUGAUUGCACAGUCGAGGAGCUGAACAGCAGCAGUGUGGGGGGACAUUGUUCAAGGUCUUAUAGGUUCGACAUGAAUGAUUUAGACAAGAGCAGGAGCACAGAUCAGUCCCUGUACUACACUCCCAAAGAUGUUCAUCCCUCAUGUGGAAUGAAGUUACCUCAAGAAAAAGUGAAAAAUAUUUUGAAAGAAGCCUUGCCAGAAACUAAGACCACAACCACAAGGAUUUAUGCCACUCCUAGAAGACCCAUCAAAGGUGCAGCGCAGAGACCCAUCCAGUACUCGUUGCCGCACACUCUCGUCAGUCCUGUGACUCUGGAAAGAAGAGAGGUGGAGCGUCGCCUAGUGUCCAUCCACAUACAGAUCUUGUUUUUUGUCUUUGUGGCAUGCAUUAUUUUCUUCAUUUAUGUGAACGUUCAGGACAGCACCGUUUUGGCCUUACUUGACAGUUUGAGCCAUUGCUUUGACAAGGAGGGUGGGACUUUAUUACUGCCUGAGACAGAAGACACACAAGCACUCUACGAACAGGAUUAACUUUAACCUUCAGUUGACUACAGCGUUUGAACAUUGAUUGGUGUGUUGAUUCAUAAAACGUCGUCCAAGGAACACAUUAACUUUGUUCUACUUUAUUGGCUGCAACCUUUCUUGUUGUACAGAUCUAUUUCAUAUGGGAUCUUUUUUUAUUAGUGAAUGUUAUUCCAGGGUGCUUCAUGUUUUCUGUCACUGCAUAAAUAUGCUAGAACUCAGGAUAAAUAUUUUUAAACUUCAACCCAGUCAUUUCAUGAUCUAAACUGUUACUUUGUACCAUCUGUGUGUUUGACCUUUUUAAAUUUCAACUGUUUCAAUAAAGGAUGUUUUGCUUAAUAA
Oryzias melastigma (Indian medaka) is the source of this 1995-nucleotide messenger RNA. It is a transcript of the gene lemd1, whose product is annotated as LEM domain containing 1. Bases 223 to 1662 code for a protein of 479 amino acids. Gene Ontology annotation, molecular function: DNA binding. The record is from RefSeq and is a predicted model, not a curated record. The transcript is spliced from 11 exons. Lineage: Eukaryota; Metazoa; Chordata; Actinopteri; Beloniformes; Adrianichthyidae.